AUGCCGGGUCAGCAGUCGGGAGCUAGAGCUGAGGAGGCGGCAGGGGGAGUGGUGGACUUCCAAGCGGAAGAGGGAGGGGAGGGGGAGGAGGGCGCGGGUGCCGGCGGCGGAGCGGCGCAACAACAGCAGCAGCAGGAGCUUGCUCUUAUGCUGGACAGAUUUGGGGACUCUGAUGACGACGGUGAUGAAGGAAAGAAGCAUACGGCGGAGGGGGGGAUGAAGGAGCGGCACAAGGACGCCGCGGCGGAGGGUGGCCGGAAGAGCGGUGCUGGCGUGGGGGGGAGAGCUGUUCCCGACGAGGGGGAACCGGGCGGCAGUGACCGCCGCGGCCACGUCACCCCCCGGGCCGGGGAGCGGAUGGCAGGUCGUGGGAGUGGCGGCGGCGGCGCCCGGGGAGUGGCGGCGGCGGCAGCGAGGGUGAUAUCAGAAGGUAGCGGGCGAACGGAAGUGCAGCCACAGCCGCCACAGCUACAGCCGCAGUCGCAACACAAGAAGCCGCAACAGCAGGGAGAGGUCGCUGCGGUGCCGCCGGGAGCCCUCCCGCAGCAGCAGCAGCAGCCGCUAUCGGCCAGUCCCGUUGAUGACGACGACGCUGAUCAGGGGGUCACGAGGGCCAAACGGCCGCGGAAGCUGUUCGGGAGUGUGGUGGUGGGUAAGGGGGCAGUACGGGGCAUAGCGGCUUCCAAGUCUGCCGUACGGCGGGUGAGUGGCGCUGACGUGGCGUUGGUACCCCGGAAACCCCCGAGUAAGAGCGGCGGCGGCGACGGUGGUGAGGACAGGGAGGCGACGGACCCACUCGCUAGGUUCGGUGGCGGCAGUGACGACGACGGCGACGGCGAAGAAGUUUUCCGGGACGUGGACGAUUCGGAGGAGGUGGAGGGGCUGUUGGAAGCGGAUGGGGAGGAAAUCACGAGGGCCAUGAAACAGGGCCGGGGAAGGAAGGGCUCCGGGGGUGUGCGGGCGGAGGGGCGGCUGGGUGGGUCCGCCACCACUGCCACUGCCACUGCCACGGGAAGCUCCGAGGACUCGGGGAGGCGGGCUGCUGUGGGUCCGGAUCAUCGUCCCGCGGUGGUGAGCUUCCUGAACGAUGGCAGCGGCACCGUUAGUGAUGGCAACGGAGGUGACGGGGAUUCGCAAGCCGUCGUGGUUCGCUUCUGGCCACCUCCUUUGUUCGCCCCGCGCGCCUCCGUGACUUCAUCCAUUCCUGGUUGA
Molecule: messenger RNA, 1212 nt
Organism: Volvox carteri f. nagariensis
Lineage: Eukaryota; Viridiplantae; Chlorophyta; Chlorophyceae; Chlamydomonadales; Volvocaceae
Exons: 3
Coding region: 1-1212 (403 amino acids)
Source: RefSeq, a predicted model, not a curated record